Messenger RNA from Pogona vitticeps (central bearded dragon), 720 nucleotides. Its product is annotated as gap junction beta-3 protein. Gene Ontology annotation, biological process: cell-cell signaling; gap junction-mediated intercellular transport. NCBI's taxonomy places the organism in Eukaryota, Metazoa, Chordata, Lepidosauria, Squamata, Agamidae. Gene Ontology annotation, cellular component: connexin complex. Gene Ontology annotation, molecular function: gap junction channel activity. The record is from RefSeq and is a predicted model, not a curated record.
AUGACGUCCCGUCCUCCACAGACUCAGGACGCUGCCAAAGACUCGCCUCCCAUGGAGACAGAUGCCCUCACGCGCCUGCUGAGCGGGACCAGUGUCCUGGCGCCCAGGCUUUGCCGGGCCGGCCUGUCCGUCCUCACGGCGGUCCGGCUGGGAUCCCUGGCGUUGGGGGCCAAGACCCUCUGGAAGGAUGAAGUGGCCGAUUUGCGGUGUGAACCCCCCACCCAGGGCUGCCUCCUCGCCUGCUUCGACCGCACCUUCCCGCUCUCGCCCUUCAACCUCUUCCUGCUGCAGAUGGCAAGUGUUGGCACGCAUGCCGUGGCCUGUGCUCUCCUCUUCCGCCCGCCUGACUGCCAGGGGAAGGACCGCUCAGGCUGGGGGCUCUUCCGGAGUAAGAGCCACCAACUCUCCUUGCACUGGCUCAGCCUCCUGGCCAAGAUCCUGCUGGAAGGUGUCUUCCUAGCAACGUUUCACAGCCUUUAUGGCCGAUACCCGGCCAGCCUGUCUUGUCCUCCGUCGUCGUCCUGUGCCGAAACGACGCUGUGUACCAUCCAGAAGGCCGACCGGAAAGACGCCUUCAAUCUUGUCCUGGCUGGGGCUUCGUGGCUCUCCGUGGCUCUCUGCUUUGUGGCACUGUACCCAGCGUCUACCGACGUCUUGUGCCGCGCCUCGAAUCCCACCAAAAGACGAUUGGAACAGCCCCUCGUGGUCCAUAGGGCUUAA